Messenger RNA from Myzus persicae (green peach aphid), 2205 nucleotides. Its product is annotated as peroxidase-like. Gene Ontology annotation, molecular function: peroxidase activity; heme binding. Gene Ontology annotation, biological process: response to oxidative stress. The transcript is spliced from 13 exons. Bases 72 to 2051 code for a protein of 659 amino acids. NCBI's taxonomy places the organism in Eukaryota, Metazoa, Arthropoda, Insecta, Hemiptera, Aphididae. The record is from RefSeq and is a predicted model, not a curated record.
GCUAAUAUUUAUAUCAACGCAUUUAGUGUAACGACUUUGUGUCGACUCAUUUGCCGAUCUUCGUUAAAAAAAUGAAGAGAAUUCCAAUUGUCCUGGUGUUCAUUGUUAGCAUAUCGUGCGAACGUAUUCAAAAUAAAGAAAAUGAAUCGUAUGCAGAUUCAAAUAGUAAUUUGGGAAUUCUUUAUGAAGGGACGCACAAUUGUUUGAAUGACGAACAAAGUUUGAAUAAAAACUCUUAUAAGAUACCAUCACUGACGGACAAUCCUAUUGGACUCUUAGAUCCCGAAGGAAUUGAUCUAGCUGAUCAAUGUUUUCCCAAGCCAAUAUGUGAUCCCCAUGCUAAGUAUAGAACCAUAAAUGGUAGUUGUAAUAAUUUAAUAUUUCCUAUUUGGGGAGUAUCUCAUACAGCAAGCACACGAAUUAUUCAAGCCGACUAUUCGGAUGGUAAGAGCGAAGUAAGAAGAGCAAUAUCGGGAAAAAAAUUGCCAAACCCGAGGAAAAUACGAACAACUUUGUUCCCAGAUUUGAAUAGACCUACGCUUAAGUAUAAUUCAUUGUUCAUGCAAUUUGGUCAAGUGGUCGCACACGAUACUGAAUUAAUAUUCUCUAAAACUGUAGGUCACGAUGGCAGUCCAAUAGUAUGUUGCAAUACGGAUGGUUCUACACCAGAAAAUCUACCACGAGAUUGUCUUCAGAUUACAAUCCCGAAAGAUGAUCCUGGUUAUUCAAAAAAACGAUGUUUAUCGUCUCAACGAGCCACUGAUACAGCAGAUCUAGGUUGCCAUAUAAAACCAGUCAGACCACAAAUUGGAGUUACCAGUUUUCUUGAUGCUUCAUUAUUAUAUGGGUCAGAUGAACACAUAGCACAUUCUUUAAGAACAAACCAUCAUGGGAAACUCAGGAGACAAAUAGGGCCUAAAGGAAAAUCAUAUUUACCGAAUGUAAAACAAGCUACGAAAGAAUGCACCGUUUCUAAAGAUGAAACUGUAUGCUACGCUGCAGGUGAUAUAAGAGUAAACCAACAUCCUAAUAUAGCAGUUGCGACAAUUUCAUUAUUGAGAAUUCAUAACAAACUGUGCGAUGAUUUUGUUGAAAUGAAUCCUGAAUGGGACGACGAGCGAAUAUAUCAAGAAGCCAGGAGAUUACUCAUCGCAAUGUAUCAGCACGUGGUAUACUAUGAAUUUGUUCCGGGACUUGUAGGAAAAGAUUAUGCCAGAGCAAACAAAUUACUACCAUUAGAAAAAGGUUAUAAUAUGGAUUACGAUCAAUUUUUAAAUCCAACUACUAUGACCAGUUUCACCGGUGCUGCAUACAGAUCACUUCAUAGUGAAAUACAGGGAUAUUUCGAUUUGGUCAAUGAAGCCAGAAAUGUUACGUCAAAACUUCGACUGGGUGACUUUUUUCAAAGAACUGACAUAGUGCAGAAAAAAGACAAUUACGAUAGUUUUAUUAGAGGUUUGCUAAGUCAAAUUGCACAGGAACAAGAUCAAUAUUACACAUCUGAAGUUAGCGAAUACUUAUUCAGAAUUCCGAGCAAACCAGAAUCAGGCUUUGACUUGCCCAGCUUUGAUAUCGCACGUGGAAGAGAUUUUGGAGAACCGUCGUAUAAUAAAUUUAGGCAAUUGUGUGGGUUGAGCGAAGCCAAGACUUUUCAAGAUUUUACGGAUCAAAUAUCUAAAAAAAAUGUCGAUACUUUAGCUAGCUUGUACGAAGAUCCAAACGAUGUCGACUUUUACGUGGGUGGUAUGUUAGAAAAACUGAAACCUGGAUCUUCAUUGGGCCACACUUUUCAGUGUAUUUCUGGAGAAAUGUUUUACAGAUGGAAGUUUGGCGAUCGAUUCUUUUACGAAUUUGGAAAUCAAACGGGAUCUUUUCGCCCAGAUCAACUUGAUGAAAUACGAAAAUCAACAUUAUCACUCUUUGUGUGUAUGUCAUCAGACAUUCAAUAUAUACAACGCAAUGCAUUUGAUGUAAUUAGUAAAGAAAAUCCAUUGGUACCUUGCAGUUCCCUACCAAAAAUCAAUUUGGAUCCUUGGAAAGAAUGGAAAUAAUUCCAAACUUAUAUUCUGCCAAAAAAUAGUGAUCCUUGUAAUUAUUUUCUUGGUUUUUAUGUAGCGCCGAAAGAAUAUUAAUAUAAAAUACCGUAGUGCCUGUAUUGUUUGUCUUUGGUAAUACAUUAAUAAUAAUUGGAUUCAAACCUAUUAA